AUGCUGCACUCACUGAACGCACUCGCCGGCAAAAUAUCGCCGGGCGGCGGCCUGGACACGAACGCGAAUCGCCACACGCACCCUAACAGGAACCAUAAGAUGUCAUCGCCGUCUUCGCCCUACUCCAAACCUAAUGGGAUGAUGAGCAUCAAUAACAACAACAAUACAAGUAUAAACAACAAUAACAACAACAACAAUGACGAGAAGUCCGAAAUGCCAGACCCAGACUACAUUAAGAUGUUCGUGGGGCAAGUACCGCGGAGUAUGGACGAAAACGACCUGCGACAAAUGUUUGAGGAAUUUGGCCGCGUACAUCAGAUCAACGUGCUACGGGAUAAAAUCACAGGCGCCAGUAAAGGGUGCUGUUUUGUGACGUUUUUCACGCGCAAAGCGGCAUUGAAAGCUCAGGACGCUUUGCACAAUAUCAAAACGCUAACCGGGAUGCACCACCCUAUCCAGAUGAAACCGGCUGACAGCGAGAACAGAAAUGGUGAGUUGAUUUAA
Parnassius mnemosyne (clouded apollo) is the source of this 504-nucleotide messenger RNA. Lineage: Eukaryota; Metazoa; Arthropoda; Insecta; Lepidoptera; Papilionidae. The record is from the annotation of a GenBank genome assembly.